AUGGCAGUCAAUCGGGUAUCCGAAAUUUCACAAAACGGAAUCAGACCCGACCGUCCAGACGAAACUGGUAUUACGGUAGAAGGUCAUGGAGAUGAUGUUGUUAAUGAAGUGCAACUUGAAAAGAAGAUAGAAGAUGAAGUUGAUGAUGCUGAUCCACCACAAACUACUGAAGAACAAAACUCUAACAUUAAUUUGAAAGACAUUGAGAUGUGGCCUGCUAAGUUUAAUCACGGUGACGGUGUUCGGGAAAUCCUUGUACAACAAGGAUCGAAGGCUGUGCAAAAUACUGACCGUAAAUUCAAAGAAGUUGUACGUCCGGGACAAAUAACAAAACUGAAAGGGGAGAAUAGAAGAUUGUCAAGAAACAGGUUUUUUCGAACUUUACAAAACGGGGAAAAAAUCUUGAGAACUUGGAUGAUAUACUCUCCACCGAAAGAAGCCGUGUUUUGUUUUUGUUGCAAGCUAUUUUCAAGUGACAGUUUCAAAUCUUGGUGGAAAUUGAAUCCCAAGAUACAAGAAAAUGAAUCUAGCCCUGUGCAUGAGAAUGCGUUUACUCAGUGGAAAGAACUAGAAAUUCGCCUUUUCAAAGGCAUGGUAAUAGGCAAAGAACAACAAACUCUUGUUGAAAAUGAAACAAAGAAAUGGAAGCAAAUCCUGACUAGAUUCUUGGACAUAAUUAUGUUUCUUGCCAAGCAAAACCUAGCUUUACGAGGCCAUAGAGAAGACAUUCGAGUUGAGAAGGCAAAUGAAAAUGAAGGAAAUUUUCUGGAGCUUGUUCAACUGAUUGGAAAAUUCGACCCAGUGCUACGUGAACAUUUGGUAAAAGCAAAAAUUGAUAAGUUUAUAGCUUCCUAUUUCUCAUAA
Messenger RNA from Octopus bimaculoides (California two-spot octopus), 864 nucleotides. Its product is annotated as 52 kDa repressor of the inhibitor of the protein kinase-like. NCBI's taxonomy places the organism in Eukaryota, Metazoa, Mollusca, Cephalopoda, Octopoda, Octopodidae. The record is from RefSeq and is a predicted model, not a curated record.